This is a messenger RNA of Mercenaria mercenaria, 4417 nucleotides long. RefSeq names its product endonuclease 8-like 1. Gene Ontology annotation, cellular component: nucleus. Lineage: Eukaryota; Metazoa; Mollusca; Bivalvia; Venerida; Veneridae. The record is from RefSeq and is a predicted model, not a curated record. The coding region runs from base 439 to 2085 and encodes 548 amino acids. Gene Ontology annotation, molecular function: damaged DNA binding; zinc ion binding; DNA-(apurinic or apyrimidinic site) endonuclease activity. The transcript is spliced from 7 exons. Gene Ontology annotation, biological process: base-excision repair.
AAGUGACUUUAUCAUUUAAGUGUUAAAUAUGUUAUUUGUUUCCUUCAGUAUAUGAAAAUAAGCUCACAGAAACAUCUGCAGUGGAUUUAUCUAAAAUAUCUAAAGUCUAUUAAAAAAAACACCCAAAAAAACAAUAUUUUUGUCUUACUCUGGAAGACUGGAAGACAGCAUUUUUAUCUUAUUUACUCUAAUUUUCGAUGAAAUUUCAUCACCUAUAAUUUACUUUUUGUAGCAAAUUUCAAGUAGUUUUUAGUGAGUUAUUUCAGAAAAACUUGAGAUUUUAUCCAUCCAUCCGUCCUUCCAUCGAUACAGGGUGUCGAUGUUCACAACGCCUCUGAAUCCUAUUCUUUAUGUUUUAUACCGUGCCCAUUAAGUAAACACUCGCAUGUGAACAAAUUAAAUAAAAAACCUGCAUUUGGACAAUCUAACUUCUUCAAUAUGCCGGAAGGACCAGAAUUACAUCUUGCAAGUAGAUUCAUUAAUAAUGUUUGUAAAGGUAGACUUUUUGGAAAGAUCUUGAAGUCGGAUAUCAGCAAAAACCCAGUCGUGCACCCGCCAGCAGAACGUUACACAAUCACGGCCUCGUCCCGCGGGAAGGAAAUCAAAGUAACGCUCAAGGACGCCACGAACAGUCUAACAGAAAGUAAAGACAAAUUCCUGAAUACCCAGACAAAAUCUCUUGAUAUAUUGUUUACUUUCGGUUUGGCAGGAAAGUUUGAUUUCCAAGAAGCAACUGAAUUGCAGAAACAUGCACAUCUGAACUUCUUUACCCGUGACUCUGGGCCAGAGAUGGUCUUAAGUUUUGUUGAUUAUAUGAGAUUCGGAAAGUGGAGCCCAGGCGCUGACUUCUCACUCAAGGAACGAGGACCGUGUGUUCUAUUUGAUUACAUAAACUUCAGGAACAACGUUUUUCAGAACCUCGAGGCUUCAGCAUUCAACAAACCAAUAUGUGAGGUCCUGCUCAACCAGAAGUACUUCAAUGGUAUUGGUAAUUAUCUAAGAGCAGAAAUUCUACACAGAGCCAAGAUUCCUCCAUUUGUGUCAGCACGUAGUGUGUUAGAGCCACUAGCACAGAAUGAAAGUACAGUAAAAUCAGAGACUCCAGACAUCCUGCAGUUGUGCCAUUUAUUACCACAGGAAGUUGUUACACUUGAAAGCUCAUGGUAUGAUGGGAAGGAUAGGUCAGAUGAGAGUAAUUCUUUCAAUGCCUGGUUACAGUGCUAUUAUCAGGAUGGGAUGAAAAACAUUGCUGACCAUAACAAGAGAACUAUAUGGUACUCUGGGCCACUUGGUCCAUUAGCACCUAAAGAAGGUAAAGUAAGAGCAAGAAAAACAACAAAGUCAAAGAAAAAAUCUGCUGAAAGUAAGGAAGACAAAGAUCAGGCUAAUAAGAAGAAGACAACAAAAAGGACAAAGAAGGAUGUUGCUGAAGACAACAUUAAUGAAGAUGCUGCACCAACAAACAGCAAAAAAUCCAGAAAAACUAAAUCUGCCAGUUCGAAGGUGAAACAUGCGAGUGAAGAAAAAACAGGAAAUGAAGUCUUAACUAAUGAGAAAAAUGGAAGGAAAGAAAGAGUAAGAGCAAAAGACAAGAAAUCUGUCAAACAUAAAGAUGAUAAUAUUUCAUGUAAUGGAGAUCUAUCUGAGGCUUUGAAUACCAGUCUUCAGACAGGUAGACUCACCAGAGGUAGGAUAAAACAGAUUGUUGAAACAAUUGAAAAUAUUUCUGAAAAUAAAACCGGUGGAAAGAAGAAAACAGGGAUUAAAAGGGAGAAUGUUUCCAUAAAAUCUGAGGGCACGGGCAAAGCUAAAGAAGAAGACCUUGGAGUGAAGGAUGGUAAUAGAGAGACACUCAAAAAAGAGGACAGCUUAUUAUCUCAAGACAUUGUGAAAACUGAAGGACAAAAUGGAGUUGACACUGAAGUUCAUGAAACUGUUGUGCUGUCUGCAAGGACAAAGUCAAGGGCAAGAGCAGGAAGGCCAUUGAAUAAUGGUGCUGCAUACCUGCACAGUAGUAAAAUUACACCGAAGGAGAAGUUAAAAAAUACAAGAAAAAAGUCAUUAAAAAGAUUGUCAACUAGCUAGAGGUGUGACAGAAGUUGGAUAAAUUACGUGUAUGCUGAAGAAGAAAAUGAUAUAAAAUAGCAUAUAUAAUGUACAUACGAACAACAUUAUUCCAAGAAGAGAAAACCUCAAGGUGAAACAGAAUUUAGAUUUAACGUGUUACUUGCAGUACCGGUGGAUACAGUAUGAUUAUGUUAUGGCACACUACAACAGAUACAAAAAGAAGGAUUAUCACUCAUAAAACAUUUAUAUGAAGCAGUUAGCGGAAAACAGUGAUACAUCUGGCCAAAAUGCCUUUCUGCCAUUAUGCCCAGAAUCAAGGAAAUAAAAACAGCAUGGGUGCAGGUGAAGACUGCUUUCAAUUGGUCAUCACAGGUGUAGUUUCUGAUGAGAAUGUUUCACUCAGAACUGUUUACUUGUGGAAAGAAAGUUGUUCACCAAUGUGAGUAAUGCUUGUUAAUAAUUUGAAACCAAAAGCUACCUCAGAGACUGACAUUUAUAUCUUACAGAUGAUUUCUGGAGGACAAAUAUUUUCUGUUGUUUUGUUUCUUCUGUGCAGUGUCUUUUUUUAUUGUUUUCCAUUAUCACAUUAUUAAAGUUGAUAAAAAUCAAAUGGAAGUGAAGUGGGGACUUUCAGAUAUCAGGUGACCAGUCAACUAAAACUGUUCUCAAGCCAUUUUACAGUAGUCACGGUAUCAAAGCACACUUGUACCAAACAUGUCUUACAGUUUUACUUUGUAGUCUGAUAUCAGAAUGUUCAACUUUUUUCAGGUCUUGAGGGUGGGAAACAUGACUUUACUUAUGUACUACAGAACUACUUGUUCUAUCAGUAUCAGUGACAAUUGCACUUUAUUGCAUGGCAAAAUUUCAGCUGUAUGGUCAGAAGAACAAACUGGUUCCUUUGGCAUAUAAAAGGGAGCUCAUAUCUGUUAAGAGCUAUUACUGGAAAUUCUUAUAUCGUUCUGCAAAACAAAAAUACAACUUUGCCUUUUGUUACCAAAAAUAAGUAUGUAGGUAUGAAAAGAAAUGUCUUUUUUUUGUGUAAGCUAAACGAAAGCAGGACUUGAUCCAUUCGCCUUAAAUAUUCAACAAGAAAGUGAAGCUUUUCAAGAAAACAAAGUUUAGCUUAUAUUCUGACAAACAAAAUGGGCACUUAUAAAUUAACUUUAUGUAAACUCAAACCUGCAGUUAUUUCUUUGUGAAAAUACACCGGGUAGUUGUAUUGAUUAUAUAUAUUUACUUAUUCACUUAUUUGUUUAUACUAUAUAUAGUUUUGAAUGAGUCAAUAAUUAAGAUAAUCCCUUUUAAAAUGGUAUUCAAAAGGUUAUGUUAUUUAUGUGUUUAUGUCAGUUUAAGAUGUAUUUUAUCUUUCAUAGAAUAGCUGUACUGUAAAAAUGAAGAACUUAACAAAUCUUUCAGCUUAUGGUAUGUAGACAUGCCUGGAAAAUGCCUUGACUGUUUAAAGUUAUGGAACCAAGCUAGCGGUACCACAGUUGUUGAUCUGUAAUAUAAAAAAAAGCUAAAGGGAAACCCAGGCUUAAAUUCAAGAUAAAGAUGUACAUGUAGUUAGACCAGUUAGCUCAGUAAAUAGAGCAGAAAGACUUCAAUAAAGGGAGUUUGAAUCCCAGACAAGUUAUAUUUUCAGUUUUGACCGACUGAACAGACCAUAUCAUAAGUUUAUUCAUUUUAUGUGCUGAAGUUGUCCAUAACUUGCCAGAAAAACAGUAAAUUAAACCAUUCUUGUUAACAUUUUGAUAUUUCCCAUGUCACACUUUGUUUGGGUAAAAAACUAUACUAUUCUUAAGGUUAUUGUUUUUUAAAUCGGCUUUAAUCGAGUUGUGCAUGUUGUAUAAAAACAAAACAACGCUGUGUAUAUAGAGGAACGGCAUUUUUUUUUGCGUUAAUCCUUCAAGGUUGCAUGCAUUUUUUGUCUAAGAUUUAAAAACUAACAUUUAACCCUUAGCCUGCUGGCGGCAAGUGAUUCUGCCUUUGCGACCAGUGCAGACCAAGAUCAGCCUGCACAUCCAUGCAGUCUGAUCAUGGUCUGCACUGUUCGCCAUUCAGUCAGUAAAUUUUCAGUCAACACCCCUUCAAAUAAUAAAUGGUAUUGCCCAAAUUGAAUGAUGGACCAGUCCAUUUUAGAAAUUUAGCAGGGUAAGGGUUAAAAAACAUUUUAUGUCACAGUACAAUACAAUUAUUAGAAGGGAAAAAUCAAAUACUUCAUGGCAAUCAUGGGUUCAGUCGAUACAUGAAUCUUUAUCUUGUUGAUUUCUCUUGUAUGCGACUCGCUCGUUUACAUAGCUUUGUCUUGCCACCAUAUUGUGUUCAUUCGAUGAAUAAAGUAGUCAUGAGA